Molecule: messenger RNA, 1250 nt
Organism: Suillus fuscotomentosus
Lineage: Eukaryota; Fungi; Basidiomycota; Agaricomycetes; Boletales; Suillaceae
Exons: 5
Coding region: 95-973 (292 amino acids)
Biological process (GO): nucleosome assembly
Cellular component (GO): nucleosome
Molecular function (GO): DNA binding; structural constituent of chromatin
Source: RefSeq, a predicted model, not a curated record
ACUCCAUCUUCUGUCCCCUCCACGCCCAAAUUCUGCGGAUUUUGCAUUUCAUCGUCACACAUCUGUUUUACUUAGAUCGCAUUCAACAGUAGCAAUGUCCUCCAACACUUCAGCUUCUCCACCCCCUAUUGAGACUCUUCCUGCCUCUUCUUCCAAAACCAAGAAGACAGCAGCAAAGAAAACUGCAUCCAAGAAGGCUCCCACAAAAGCUGCUCCAAAGGUCGCCUCCCACCCUUCUUGGAAAGAUAUCAUCAAGGCGUGCAUCACUGCUCACAAGGAGGACGCUCGCAGUGGCGUAUCAAGAGCAACUAUUAAGAAGUUUGCCGAGGAAACCUACCGCCUCGAGGUAUCUGGUACAAAUUUGUACCAGCUCAACCGCGCUAUCGGAUCUGGAGUCACAGCGGGCAUCUUUGCCUUACCAAAGGGUCCUUCUGGCAAAGUCAAACUCGCACCUAAAAAGAAGGCAUCUGAUGAUGAGAAUUCAAAGCCUGUACCUGUAAAGAAGGCAGUUGUGAAGCCUGCGGCAAAGCCUGCUUCAAAGAAGGCCCCUGUUCCAGUCAAGAAGUCUGAUGCUCCAGCCAAGAAGAUUGUCACAAAGAAGCCCACCGCCGCAUCCAAGGCGAAGAAGCCUGCCUCACAGAAGACUACCCCAGCUGCCACCAAGAAAGCUGCCACCGCAGCAGCACCCAAGAAGGCUGCUCCAAAGAAGGCUACCGCCGGUGCUCCCGCCAAGAAACCCGCCGCGAAAUCAGCCGCACCUGCUAAAAAGGCAUCCAGCGCGAAGACGUCAGAGAAGAAGAAGGUUGCAGCCAAGGCUGCAGCUACCAAGGCCGCCAAGAAGCCUACCUCGAAAGCAAAGGCGACUUCAUCACGAACCAGAAAGGUGAGCUCUUGUGCUGGUCUUACUUAUCAGAAUUCAUAUCGUCGCUUCCCCAGGUUUCUGCUUAAUGAUUUCCUGUACCACAUUGUCUAGACUCGGUUUCUUUUACAUCUGGUGUGACAUUAGCGUGCUCCUGUAUUUUUGAUACCUACUUUAUUCGUGUACAACUACUAGUAUUGCAUAUCAUUUCAUUGAGACUAGCGACAACUCACUUGAGUUACAAUUUCCUUGCUGAAGCCAGACCGAAGGGGUAGUGUUCACUAGUGAUAGUUAGAUAGUAGUCGGGCUCAUAGUUGGUAUAUGCCCUCUAGUCUCCAGAUGCGAUCUGUGACCUUAGCGUGAAGAUCAAUCAAAACUGUUCAUUCGUCAA